GCCGACCAGCAGGAGUGCAGGGCCAGGCAGGGCUGGCGGCACAGGGGUCCUGGGGGUCAUGCGGGGGGCCGGGGCUGCUCGCUUCUGGCCUGGGCCAAAGCUCGAGCUGCAGCUUUUGCUGUUCCUGCUGAUCCCCCGAGCUCGUCCCCAGGGCAGCCCUGGGCCACUGCAGUGCCACGGAGUUGAACCAUUGGGGAACUUGAACUGCUCGUGGGAACCUCUUGGGGACCUGGGAGCCCCCUCUGUGCUGCACCUUCAGAGCCAGAAAUAUCAUCCCAACAGAACCCAGACCGUGGCGGUGCCAGCAGGGCAGAGCUGGGUGACAGUCCCUCGCGAGCAGUUCACCGUGUCUGACGAAGUCCUCGUCUGGGGGACCAAGGCAGGCCAGCGCCUCUGGCCCCCCAUCUUCGUAAACCUGGAGACCCGAAUGAAGCCCAGCGCGCCCCGGCUGCGUCCCGAGGUGGACUUCUCGGAGGAUGAGCCCCUGGAGGCCACGGUGCAGUGGGAGCCACCCAGGUGGCCAUCUCAUAAGGUCCUCAUCUGCCGGUUCUACUAUCGCAGAUGCCAGGAGAGGGCCUGGAUCCUGCUGGAGCCAGAGCUGAAGACCGUACCGCUGAGCCCGGUCGAGAUCCCAGACCUGGAGCUAGCCACCGGCUACGAGGUGUCCGGCCGCUGCCGGGUGGACGAAGAAGAGGAUCUGUGGGGCGAGAGGAGCCCGGCUCUGUCCUUCCAGACGCUGCCCUCUGCUCCAAAAGACGUGUGGGUGUCAGGGACCGUCUGCGGGUCGCCGAGCAGACAGGAGCUCCUUCUUCUGUGGAAGGCCCCCAGGCCUUGUGUGCAGGUGAGCUACAGACUGUGGUUCUGGGUUGGAGAGAAGAUUCUGAUUCAGGAAGGGAUCCCCUGUUGCAAGUCCUCCGUUCCACCCUGGGCAGAGUGGGCAGGGGUAUCGGCUGUCAACGCCACCAGCUGGGAGACACUCACUAACUUCUCUCUGGUCUGCUUGGCUCCAGACUCUGCCCCCCGAGAUGUGGUGGUCAGCGGCAUCACUGGGAGCACAGAGCUGCUGGUGACCUGGCAACCAGGGAACGGAGAACCGUUGGAGUACGUGGUCGACUGGGCUCAAGAUGGGGACCCUCUAGAAGACCUCAAUUGGGUCCGGCUCUCCCCUGGGAACCUUAGUGCUUUCUUACCAGGGACCUUCAAAGGAGGGGUCCCCUAUCGAGUCACAGUGACGGCGGUCUCUCCCGGGGGCUUGGCCCCUGCCCCCUCCGUCUGGGGUUUCCGAGAGGAACUAGCACCCCUAGCAGGGCCAACGAUUUGGCGACUCCAGGACGACCCCCCAGGGACUCCCGCCGUCGCUUGGGGAGAGGUCCCGAGACUCCAGCUCCAGGGCCACCUAACUCACUACACGCUGUGUGCGAGAAGCGGCGCCAGCCCCUCCGUCUGCAUCAAUGUCAGCAGCAGCACCCGGCUCAUCACUCUGCCCGACCUUCACUGCAGUCCCUGUGAGCUGUGGGUGACCGCCUCCACCAUUGCAGGACAGGGCCCACCUGGCCCCAGCCUCUGGCUUCACCUACCAGAUAACACGGUGCGGUGGAAAGUUCUGCCGGGUGUCCUGGCCCUGUGGGGACUGCUCCUGAUGGGCUGCGGCCUGAGCCUCGCCGUGGCUGGAAGGUGCCUCCACCUGCAACACAAGGUGUUGCCCCGCUGGGUCUGGGAGAAGGUUCCAGAUCCUGCCAACAGCAACUCUGGGUGGACCCAGGUAGAGGAGGUGUGCCGGGCCCCUCCUCUGACUGACUCACCCAUCCUGAAGAUAGAGGAGAUGGAGCCGCCGCCAUUUCCGGAGCCCCCCCAGGUCUCCACCCCACUUCACUCUGGGUAUGAGAAACAUUUCCUGCCCACACCAGAGGAACUGGGCCUUCUGAGGCCCCCCAGGCAAGAUCUGGUCUGAACCUUGCCCCGAGCUGGGGGCCUCAGGACAGGCUAGAAGGGUGCUCAUGGAUGCUGCUCCCAGCCCUGGGAUAGCCCUCCUGACAGAUGAAGACACCGAGGCUCAGAGAGGCUGAGGCACUUGCUGAGGACACCCACUGAGGUUGAAGGACCCCUUCAGAGAAGGACCCCGCCCCAGUAGGGAAUGGAUGAAAUCCGAGAGUGACAGCUACCUCUGGAAAUGUCCUGCUAGAACAGAAGUGCAUCGGGGCCCAAUCCCAGCUCCUAGCUCCCUUGCAGCUAGGUCAGCCAUGGGCUGAGUUCUUGACAACAGCAUGCGGGCAGAAGGAACCUGAGCAGAAGUGACCUGUGCCAACAUCAGUGUGGGUGAGCCUUCAAACAUUGGUGGAGGCUCUUCUCUGCGCCUGCUCCCUUUUCUGUGAGUUGGCACAUACACUUGCUUGGGCCAUACCCCAGGGGAAGGUGAGGAAAGAAAUGGAAAGGAAACUGAAUCCCUGAGUAACUGUGUGGAUCAGAGCCUGAAUCCCUGAGGGACCGCAUGGAUCAGCGCCAAAAUAAACUUUUAUGUUUUAAUAGCUA
Molecule: messenger RNA, 2529 nt
Organism: Sciurus carolinensis (gray squirrel)
Lineage: Eukaryota; Metazoa; Chordata; Mammalia; Rodentia; Sciuridae
Gene: Il27ra
Product: interleukin 27 receptor subunit alpha
Biological process (GO): cytokine-mediated signaling pathway; positive regulation of activated T cell proliferation
Cellular component (GO): interleukin-12 receptor complex; external side of plasma membrane; interleukin-23 receptor complex
Molecular function (GO): interleukin-23 binding; interleukin-12 receptor binding; interleukin-27 receptor activity
Source: RefSeq, a predicted model, not a curated record